Oppiella nova is the source of this 1713-nucleotide messenger RNA. The record is from the annotation of a GenBank genome assembly. Lineage: Eukaryota; Metazoa; Arthropoda; Arachnida; Sarcoptiformes; Oppiidae.
AUGGAUAGUCAGACAACCAUCAAUUCAUGCAAAUGUGAGACACCAUCAGAUGCUGAAGACUACAGCGAAUCCCUUGUGUUGAAGCCUUUACCGGACGGACACUUAUAUGCCUUCUUUGAGCUGAAGACCGUUUGGCACAAAGAUUUGCAUUCAAUUAAUUGGGCCAAUCGAUUCAAUGUAUUUCCACUGUCUUUGGGAAAACUAAUUUCCAAACAUGAAUUACAAGAACUACACUUCAGUCUCACGAAAGGCGUUUGGAAACACCAGCGCUGGGGGUAUGCCAUACGUGAGGCACCUCCUAAUGCACAGCUAUGGCUAUGGUUCCAACACUUCCACAAAAAUCCUCAAAAGGCGUGGAGAGACAUCACGAGCGAACUCUCCGGUCAGUUCUGUUCGUCCAUUAAUUUCAUCGACAAUUCAGCCACAGUUCAGCCGAAGUAUUCGUUGAGACCGGAGGGUGUAAUCGAUGGCAACUCUUUGCGAAACGGUUCCAUAUUUUACGGCGCUUUACCGCACGAAUCGGUCUGCACUGAGAACCUGACGCCUUGGAAGAAGUUGUUGCCGUGUUUUGCCACCAAAGGGUUGGCCACUCUUCUCAACGCCGCACAUCUCUUCAAUUCGUAUUACUUUUCUCUGGCCGUCGACUUCAGACCCAUUUGUAGAGACAUCCAUUGUGAGUCAACUUCGGUUGAAUUGAUUCAAAGUAUUUCUGUUGUCUUCAAUCCUCCCGUUAUGUUCGAUGGGAAGCAGAGCUGGUCUUUAGUCAAACUGUUUGGCACAACACUUACGAGCACUUGUAGUUUGGCCGCAAAGACUACUUUAUAUAUUGAUUUAACGGAUACUAACAACAAGAAUGCCUCCAAACUGACACCAGAGCCCACAAAAUUGGUUUAUUCGGUGAUCGGCGCCGAAGAGCGUAAAUACGCGGCCUAUGAUCUCAAACAGAUAAUGACUCAAAACGGAAAGGCUCUAAAUAUAGGCCAAUACUUUCAAGAUAACUUUGUUUACACGAAUGUCAAACCGCCGCCUCUUUACGCCAACCGUUUCAUCAAAGGUUACGGUUUGGCCGACGGAGGCAUCACUUGUCAUAUAUUCAACAAUUUGGAUAAACCCAUAGAAAUAGUGUAUUUAGAUGUCAUUCCCUGGUAUUUACGAAUGUAUUUACACACACUUAAGAUCACAGCAAACAGUAAGUCAAUCAAACCGCAUACCAUUUACUACAAACCAUCCAAAGAUCGCAUUCAAUCACAUCAUUUGGAGCUACUGUUGGUAUUACCGCCCAAUAGUAUGACAGAUAUAUCCUAUCAAUUCGAUAGAGUGUUCCUGAAGUGGACGGAAUACCCGCCGGACGCCAAUCACGGCGUUUACGUCAACUCAGCCAUAAUUAGUGCGAAUUUAAACACCGAUAAAAACUUCACAUAUUUGCCAAUUCGUGAGACUAUUUCCACACAAAACUUGCAUUUCGUGAGAAUAUACACACAAACACUAUUAGUAUCACUUCCGACGCCUGACUUUUCAAUGCCUUAUAAUGUCAUUUGUUUGGUCAGUACUGUCGUUAGUCUAGCCUUUGGACCAAUUCAUAACUUGACCACAAGAAGGGCUCGAAUUGCAGACAAUGAAAGUGAUAAGAAGACCAAACAGUCAUUGAUCUCUAGAGUUAAAAACUUUUUUAAGAGAAAAACUGAUACUAAAAGUAGUGAACAAAAGGAAUAG